CUCCUCCCCUCCACCACCGCCUGCUUGUCAAACCGAACCUCCUCCUCCGCUUACUGUCCCCUCCCAGCGGGUCUCACUCCCUUUGCCACUGCAGUGAAAGCCUCGGUAGCGGAGAGAGAGACGGCGAGGAGUCUUGAAGCUGGGUGUAAAGCCAGGACCAGACCUUCGAGAGCACUACUACCGUAUUUAGUUUCUUUUUUUUAUUUUUCGCUACAGCUCGGCGGGCCUGCUGACUCUCGCUGUUGUAUCUCUUUUCUGUUCACAUCGCCUGGAUUUCAUCAUCCGACCUGCAAGAUGGGAAAUGAAGCCAGUUACCCUCUGGAAAUGUGCUCACAUUUCGAUGCUGAUGAGAUUAAGAGGCUAGGGAAGAGGUUUAAGAAACUCGACCUAGAUAACUCUGGCUCACUCAGCGUGGAGGAGUUCAUGUCUCUGCCGGAGCUGCAGCAGAACCCGCUGGUGCAAAGGGUUAUCGACAUAUUCGACACAGAUGGGAACGGAGAAGUGGACUUUAAAGAGUUUAUCGAAGGAGUCUCACAGUUCAGUGUCAAGGGGGACAAAGAACAGAAGUUGCGAUUCGCUUUCAGGAUCUACGACAUGGACAAGGACGGCUACAUCUCCAACGGUGAGCUCUUCCAAGUCCUGAAGAUGAUGGUAGGCAACAACCUGAAGGACACACAGCUCCAGCAGAUCGUGGAUAAGACCAUCAUAAACGCAGACAAGGACGGAGACGGCAGGAUAUCCUUUGAAGAGUUCUGUGCAGUGGUUGGCGGUCUCGAUAUACACAAAAAGAUGGUGGUGGACGUGUGAGCACUCUCCGCUUGCUGAAACCCCCUCCUUGCCCUCAACACUCGCUUUCUCCACCAUCUCUGAAGAUCUGCUCAAGACGUCCGGCAAAACGCUCUCUGUGUAACUCAAUGGAAGUAUUCUCUCUCUUUCUCUCUCUCUCUUUGUGAAGCCACUUUUUUUCUUUGAAAAACCACAGGCCUCGAGAAGCCAACUUUGAAGUGUUAUUGAACUGUAAAUCCUCAAUAACCCGGUCGUAGCACUUUAAGAGACUAAAGGACAUCCAUUUGUCAUUUGCAAGAGCAUCUCCAGUUUUGGAUGAGAGGUGAGGGAGGGAGGGGAAAGGGGGGAACCAUGAAGAGGCUGGUUGGCUUGUUCAUAUUUCAUUCUUUCUUUUUUUUUUUUCUUUUUUUUUUGUUAAUUGCUAUUUUUGAUAUUUAUUUUUUGUUCUUGUCUUUUGUAAAGAAAAAAAAAACAAGUAUAUCUAUGGUUGUCUCAUGAGGGGAAGUAUAUAGUGUGUUAACACUUGACUUACAGUAAAAUUAGAAAGUAGGGUAUGAAGUGCCAACCAGAACAUAUCCAGAAACCAGUCCAAGUUAUUACCGAUCAUCUCUGCAGUCAGACAAAAACUGGUGUGCAACACUUCCAUCUGCACGACUGCAGCUCCUAUUUGAUGUAAAAUACAGAAUUUUCAGAUUUUCUCUUUGUCCAUUUUUUGCUCACAUGCGCAGUUUAAACAGACCAGUCACAGCUUCCAGUCACUUAGCAAAGCAACUCGUCUUUCUUUUUGUAAUAAAAUUGCUAGUUUUAUUUAUACUUAAGAAUGUGUUUAUAUUGUUGGAGAUUAAUCUUGUUUCCUGUCAUGAAAUUAUAGCUAGAUAAAUUAAUGCCAAGAAAAUGUCUUUCCAAAUAAUGAAAAAAAAAAAGAAGAAAAAAACUUGUGGCUGAAAAACUAAUACAUGGUUUACUCUUGAA
Messenger RNA from Melanotaenia boesemani (Boeseman's rainbowfish), 1758 nucleotides. RefSeq names its product calcineurin subunit B type 1. The coding region runs from base 295 to 807 and encodes 170 amino acids. NCBI's taxonomy places the organism in Eukaryota, Metazoa, Chordata, Actinopteri, Atheriniformes, Melanotaeniidae. The record is from RefSeq and is a predicted model, not a curated record. Gene Ontology annotation, molecular function: calcium-dependent protein serine/threonine phosphatase regulator activity; calcium ion binding. The transcript has 6 exons.